CAUCCAUCAACCGCCUGCAGCCCUCGAGCUUCAAAGGCGGUUGGGAAAAAAAAAAAAUAACAAGCCGUGGUCCGCGUCAGCCAAUCAGAGCAGUGGUGGGCGUGGUUUCCACCCCCCCCCGUCCCCCACACACAUAAGGCCUCCCGUCAUUGACAGGCGGGAAAGGCGUGGCCACUGGGAUCCGAGCUGGCUGGUUCUCCUCAGCCGUUGCUGCUGAAGGACGGGCGCGCGCCGUGACGUCACGGGCGGGGAUCGGUUCUCCUCAGCAGGCGGUCGAGCACAGUGUGUGACAGCAGGUACACCCCCCAUCCUCCCUCACACCCCCCCACCCCCAGUCUGUCUCUGUCUGUCCGCCCGCCCCAUGUCGGACCGUCCAACCCCCGCCUCUCCUGCCUGGACCGGUCCUGUCCGCCGGGCGGCUGCCGGGAGUGGAUGUUCGCGGCUGGCUGUGACAGGAGAAUGUGUGUGUGCCGCGGGCCCAGGCGGGUCGGUAAGUAGGAGUCCGUCCGUCCCUCCUCUGUAUGGGUGGGAGAGGGAGGGGGGCAGGCCCGCUCGGGCCCUCUCUGGACAGCAAAGGGUUAACGUCCUGUUUAACCCCUUAAUGGCUGCAGAGCUCCCGAUGGUAAGAGUGGGGUGAGCAGCACAUCGUGUGUUCAACUAUCCUAAAACUACAAGUUACCAAUGGGCUGCUCCUAAUAUUAUAAUAAUAAUAAUAAUAAUAACAGGUAGUCCCUGCCAUGUAGGUGUAUUAACCCCAUUGCAUGUCACAGUCCAUGCCAUGUAGGUGUAUUAACCCCAUUGCAUGUCACAGUCCAUGCCAUGUAGGUGUAUUAACCCCAUUACAUGUCACAGUCCAUGCCAUGUAGGUGUAUUAACCCCGUUACGUGUCACAGUCCAUGCCAUGUAGGUGUAUAGCCCCAUGGUGCCAGGCUUGUGAGGGCAUGUUGGCGCAUUCAAUGAGUAGAAGGGGUUUUGGUGCCCGGAGUGUGCCUUUUUUUUGUGAUCCUUGUGUUGAGUGUCAGCGUACCCUUCUGCUAAACAACUGUCACCGAUUGGGGACCUUGCCGAAGUUGCCAAGUCCCCCGACGGUGACAUCACUGCGGGGGGGGCUGGAUGCUGGUAAAGAUGAGUUUACUUACCUGGACUUGUCCCUUGCGUGCUCUGCCAUCUUGGUCCGGUAGGGUCCACUUCGGCGCCAAUAUCAUUGCUGUACUCUCGUGCAUAGUUACAUAGCUGAAAAGAAACUUGCGUCCAUCAGGUUCAGCCUUCCUCACAUGGUUUUUUGCUGUUGAUCCAAAAGAAGGCCAAAAAAAACCAUCCAGUUUGAAGCCCUUCCAAUUUUGCAACGAACUAGGGGGGAAAAAUUCCUUCUUGACCCCAGAAUGCAUGCGCAAGAGUAUAGCAUUGAUAUAUGUAUAAAUCUAUGCAGAAUCUCACAAGACCUCGACCAAGACCUCCAUAAAUGCAGCCAGUUUACUGCAGCUGUCAGUGGUGAUGACUGAGGGUAUUCUGCCGUGUGUCAAAGAAAGAAAGUCAGGCGGAGGAGAAAUACAGAGACAGUCAUUCCUACUUUGUCUCUCUAGAUCUCUUGACUGGAGUGGAAUUCCAACACCGUCAUAAGUAUUUCAUAAAGAUACUAUCUGUAUUAAAUACUCCUUUUUAAUAUGGGGUUGACAGUGCCACAUUAACACAUUGGGAAAUGUUGUAUCUUCAUACUUCGUUUAGGGGCACUAAGGAGAAAUCAGACUUUCAUAAUGGCACUGAGAUCCAAACGUGGAUUUCUUGUGUAUAUAAUUUUAUUGCAGCCUUAAAGGGACAUGCAAAGCACUAUAACCAUUUCUGUGCACUGUAGUGGUUAUGGUGCCUGGAGAGCCCUUACAUUGUCCAGCCAUAAGAAGCUAAAUGUUGGAGGGUUUGUGUGUGUGUGUGUGGGGUGUGUAUUUUUUUUUUUUUUUUUAACAUUGUGACUAAAGCGCACAGCUGAUGAAUUAAAGGGACACGUCAAACCACCUAACAAGUACAUGUUAAUGUAGUGAUUUCUGUGCACAGAUGCUGUCCAUAUGAAACACCAGUGUUUAAAUGUGGCAGACUGACAGCUGCUUGAAGAACAUACUUAAAUUGUGUUCAGCACCAUCAUGCAUGGCAUGAUGCAGAACAUGUACAGUGCUUCUCAUAGACAAACAUUGAAUUAAUGCAUCUUUCUUUGAAGCAUCAGAUUGGUGGAAUGUGGUCUGUUGUCUCCACUGCAUCUCUAAGGACUGGAUUGGACAAGUCCUAAUUGAUCAUGGCUUCCUUAAGGAGACUGUUGGUGCUGGAAUACGUGCUAGUUUUAAGGAGUCUUUAGAAGGAGAGAAGAACCCUCUAACUUCAAAAAUUAAGGCAUUCUAUUGUUAAAGAUUAAUAUAUUUUUAUUUUUACAUUGGAAUGUUCUGUUAUUUUCAAAUGGGGAGAGAACUGAUAUUGCUAAAUUUGCAGUAUUGCAAUAUCACAGAAAUCUGGAUGGACCCAGGGGGAUUCAUGUAAGUAUAAGGGGACCAAUAGAAAAUAAAAAGAAUCUUAAAUGAUCACUUUUGAAUGACACUUGACCUUUUCUUUAUUAUUGUGUGUGUGCCCAUUCCAGUCUAUAGAAUAUGGUGGAAGAAUUGUUUCAGGAAAUUGUGUAAAUGUGGACAUGCAUCGUUUUAUGUAUGAAUGUAUCCGAUUAAAAUUCAUAUUUUGUAAUACCUUUUUUUUUUUUAUUGGACUAACAUACUUUUUUAAUAAGCUUUCGGGAGGACCUCCCUUUCUCAAGUCUGAAGCAUUUCUUAGCAAGACGGCCCAUAAAAUUAAAAGUUGAGUUCUGAUACAGGGGUUUAAAGGAUCAUACUCCUUCACAUCCAGCAAUGUGGUAUACAUCAUUCAAUGCAACAAAAGUCUAUGCAUUUCUUUGGCUGUUGAACUGGCCUCACUAUUGUACAGUAAUUAUCAAAUGGUUUAUAUGGAAGAUCAUGCAAACUCUCACAUGGAAUGCCCAUAGAUAAUAUGCUUUCAUUACAAGGUACAACAGGUAUCUUUUGUGCCAUGUGAUGCUAGUUAAUGGAAAGUUGAUGUUGAUGUGGAGGCACUUGCAGAAGAAGAAAAUAGUCUGUUAUUUCUAAGCAAUACCAACAUGGUCAACAACAAUAUUAUGUAUGUAUGACUCACACUUAAGCAUCCGAUAAUACUCAUGUCUAUCUCAGUAUUAUCGGAUGCUUAAGUGUGACAGUGCCACUUUAAACCUAGCUGAAACUGCUGGCAUAUUUAUAACUCAAAAAAGAGUACGCUGACCUUUUAGGAGAGACCUUCAGCUACACACAAGACACUUGAGUUUCAGUAGAGGUUACUCUGUUUAAAUGUGCUUCAUAUAAGUCCAUGUCUUUACUUCUUUUGAGCCUAUAUUUAUCCUCUUGUUUCUGUUUGUACUUAAGACUACUAUUGAUACAAACUGUUUUGGAUUUAAUAAAAGCUGUAUAGCAAAAUAUAAACACACGCCUCUAUUUAGUUAUUUUGCUAUGCAGUGUUUUGUGAAGAAACCCUUUUGUGUUUCAACUAUGAGAAUUUAAGUUUUGUUAGUAAAAUAUUUGCUUGUUUUGUGUCUAGUGUGUGGGAUUUUUUUUUUUAGGUGUUCAGUGCUAGUUUUCAUGGUGUCUGAUAAAUUAUGCCUCAAUUUUUAACUUCUUUCUUCUGAUGCCUCUCUAGGUAUCUCAGACCAAAGCUGCUAUCCGGCGUUCCUUUUUGAUGCAAUGUCUGUACCACGUCAACUUCUCUUUCCUCUCAUAAGACACUGUGAUCUUGGAAGAAUAUGCCGCUCCAUAUGCUCUUGCCAUCAUAAACAUCUUUGCUGCUUGCCAAGCCAGCCUCCUGCAAAUCCUUUCUUGUAUGGAUGUGGAAAAAGGUUUGCCUCAGCCUUUCACCAUCCCAAAGAAUGUAUUCAAAUCAGAAAAUAUGUCACCACUCCACAGAGGUUUUAUCUAACCCCACCUCAAGUCAACAGUAUAUUGAAAGCCAAUGAAUACAAUUUCAAAGUUCCUGAGUUUGAUGGGAAAAAUCUAAGUUCAAUCCUUGGGUUUGAUAGUAAUCAGUUGCCAGCCAAUGCUCCAAUUGAAGAUCGCAGAAGUGCAGCUACAUGUCUUCAGACAAGGGGGAUGUUGCUUGGCGUGUUUGAUGGCCAUGCUGGAUGUGCAUGUGCACAGGCAGUUAGUGAAAGACUGUUUUAUUAUAUUGCAGUUUCACUUUUACCUCAUGAAACCCUCCUUGAGAUUGAGAAUGCUGUGGAAAGUGGCAGAGCGCUUUUGCCUAUUCUGCAGUGGCACAAGCAUCCAAACGAUUACUUUAGCAAAGAAGCUUCCAAGCUGUACUUCAACAGUUUAAGGACCUACUGGCAGGAAUUGAUUGACCUGUAUACGGGGGAGACUACUGAUGUUAAGGAGGCAUUAAUUAAUGCAUUUAAAAGACUUGAUAAUGAUUUGUCUCUGGAAGCUCAAGUUGGAAAUCCUAACUCCUUUCUCAAUUACUGGGUCCUUAGAGUGGCUUUUUCAGGAGCUACAGCUUGUGUGGCUCAUAUAGAUGGUGUGGAUUUGCAUGUUGCCAACACUGGUGACAGUAGGGCUUUGCUUGGUGUACAGGAGGAAGAUGGUUCUUGGUCUGCAGUGACAAUGUCUCACGAUCAUAACGCCCAAAAUGAGUCUGAAAUAAAACGGGUCAAAUCUGAACACCCCAAAGAAGAAGAAAAGAGUGUUGUCAAGCAAGAAAGGCUACUUGGCCUAUUAAUGCCUUUCAGAGCUUUUGGAGAUGUUAAGUUCAAAUGGAGCAUUGACCUUCAAAAGAGAGUUGUGGAGUCUGGUCCUGAUCAGUUAAAUGACAACGAGUACACAAAAUUCAUUCCUCCUAACUACCAUAGCCCACCUUAUUUAACUGCUGAACCUGAGGUUAUUUAUCACAAGUUAAGACCCAAAGAUAAAUUUCUCAUAUUGGCUACAGAUGGCCUUUGGGAAACCAUGCAUAGACAAGAUGUGGUGAAACUUGUUGGAGAGUACCUGACAGGGGUCCAUCAUCAGCAGCCAAUAGCUGUAGGUGGAUACAAGGUCACCCUAGGACAAAUGCAAGGGCUCCUUAUGGAAAGGAGAGCAAGAAUUUCCUCUGCGUUUGAAGAUCAAAAUGCAGCCACCCACCUUAUACGGCAUGCAGUGGGCAAUAACGAAUUUGGAGCUGUUGAUCAUGAACGUCUUUCAAAAAUGCUUAGUCUUCCAGAAGAACUGGCUCGCAUGUACAGAGAUGACAUUACAAUUAUAGUGGUUCAGUUUAAUUCUCAUGUAAUUGGAUCAUGUCAAAAUCAGGAGCAGUAAAGUUAAAUAUCUCUUCUGUUUACCAAAGAGGUACAGGAGAAGGACUAUAGUAAAGUUGAGUUGCCUGAAGUCUGCUUUGAGAUUAAUACUCUAAUCAUAACAUAAUAAUUUUGAAAAGGGGACAAUAUUGAGACAGCAUGAUUACAAAUUAUUUUUCUUCUAAAGCACUGUUUUGCCUACUGAUAGCUCGACACUAUCAUUGCAAGUUAUGCAACUUUGACACUACAGAUAAUAUUUGCAAGCAGUUUUAUUCCGGACUAGUUCUUUUUAGGAUCAGGUAACCGGAUGAAUGAAAUAAACCAACCUGGGGAAUUACGCAGUCUAGAAUUCUUUAAAUUCAUCCCACAGCCUUUAUUUAAUGUCCACAAUGUUCAGCUCGUUACAAUCAGAAGUACUCGUUACAAUCAGAAGUACUCUGAAAGGUUAAGUGUAUCGGUGUAAAAAGAAAAUUAACUGCAGUAUGACUUCUUUGGGUUCAGCCAGCACAAUUACACCUUCUGAAAAUCCAUAUUAAAAUUUGUACUUCUGCUUAUUAAUCAUACAUAUCCAAUCUUUAAACUGUGUUUCAAAUGUAUUCAUAUAAACCAUGUUAGGUCUGUAGAUUUUAAGGAUGACUCAAUUUUCAGUUCUUUAUGUAGCUUUUCUUUUGUUCCAGAGAAUAAAUCGUUUUCAUCUGUACUUUUUAUACUGCAAUUUUUAACCGUAUAUAUCUUGACAUUUUAAUGGUUUUUGUUUUCCUCUUCCAUAUGCACUACUCAAGCCAUAGGUCAAAUGGGAAAUUGUUUCAGGACAAGAGUCCCAGAACAAAACUUUGGUCUGCAACAGAUCUGUUGUAUCUCAGCGGCUUCAUCUGCCAUAAAGAGGGCUUGUGUAAAGGGGUACAGAUAAGCUGUUUAUGUAUUGUACUUUACAUAUGUCUUUGGGUGUAAGAUGGAGAGCAAACUAGUUUAGGAUUUUGUUCCUUACUGCUGCAAACACCAAUGGUAGUGACUUGAGGUUUUCUGAGUAUUCUACUGGGGAAAAAAAUAGUGUGUGUUUUGUAGCUUAAAAAGCUAUAGAUAUGUCACUAAACCCAGGAAGAUUUUUGACAUGGAAAAUUCUCAAUUCCCUGUCCAGUUAAUAAAGUUCAUUGGGACUUGUCUAAUCACCCCAUUACACAUGGAAGAGUUAAUUUGGUACCCUUGGUUUUACUGCUUAAUGCAUUGUGUAAUGUAUAUUUCUAACUUGUGAUAACCAUUUUAUCUUAGGCUUGUGGGACAACUCCCCACCUCCCCCUCCCAGCAUCACUGUAUUUUCCAAUAUUGUUUGAUUUACGAGUGUGUUGGUCAAAUGACUUGUACAGUACCACAUAGUUAAGAAAACAGUCUAACUCGGUUGAGUUAAAACUUUUUCUUUUAUAUUUGUUACAUGUCACAUUGCGGUAGAAUAUGCUAUAAAGCCAAUCUUAACUUUGACAAUGGCCUGCUGUCUGUAAUCUUAAUGACAAACUAGAGCAAUCUUGAGCUAUGAUUGCAAGCUUUAUCACAUUAGACUGUUUAUAUUUGAUAAUGGUACUUUGAGGUCCAGCACUGCAUGAACAAUGCUAACUACUUUUUGGCAUGGUCCCUAUAUUCAGAUAUAUGUAUAGGAAUAUUAUAGAAUCUACCCCUCUGCAAAAGCAAAUGCAUAGGAAUGUCUCCUGUUUUUUGUUGCAUUAUUGGAGAUGGCUUUUUAAUUUUACUAUACAUUUUGAUUGCUCAACCAGAACAUCUCUAACUGCAUUUAAUCUGUAUUAAGGUGUGCAUAUCUAUCCACUAGAAACAGGGUACAUAAAUCCUGUGGGUGAAUGGGCUUGUUCUAGAAUUACCCCAGUCAUUUGCUUUUGUAAAUAUCCUUUUAAAUUAUAUACCCAUCGUGUGUGUAAUGUCUACAGCUUUGGAAACCUUUUUGUGCCCUCCAUAAGCGUGUCUACCCCGGCAACACAAUCUUCUUUCCAACUCUUUGCCUCAUUGCUUGCAUUCUUGUAAUGCACUAGAAUACCUAUACUGAAGAGCCUGUUCAGAUGACUGUUGACAUUUUGUCUUCCAUGAACGUUCUCCUGGAUAUUCUCGCUCACUUGCAUUUAUCCAAAAUGUGUAUCUAUUGCAAGAGAAAAUGCUGAUGUCUUAUUUAGAAGGGUAUGUAAAUAGAUACGCAAGAAUCUUCCAGCUUCUCUAAGUUGAGUCAGAAAAGCCCUAAGUUGUGCUGGUAACUUCUGGCAUAUGCUGAAUUAUCUGUGGUCAGAGGAGUCUGUUGCAUGCGGCAGGUUUAUGCUAGUGUAGUAAGUGAAUUUUAUUUUUGACAGUUGCCUUUAGGUUAAAAUGUAAUGUGGGAUCAAUUCCAAACAGUCAAUGUGAUAUAAAAAUCCUGACCCAUGCAAAACAGUGGUGCUUGUGGUGGUUUCUAUAGGCUAAUUAAAUUUAAUUGAAGAAAUUUGUAUCACACUUGUAAACAUUCUAAAAUUACAUCUCUUUACGAUUUUGUUAUAUUGCUUUUCUUCAUAUCUGGUAAAGAACUUUUUAAAAUCCCAUCCAAAUGGAUCAAUCAGAGGCGUUUCCAUGGCAAUUGAUUUACUUUUUCAUGAACUGCUUUAUAAAUGGAUUAUUUGCCUGGCCUUUCAUGAUGAGUUGGAUCUUAACUUGUCCUGAAUGAUUUAUACAUGGCAAUAAAGUGUGCAUUACAACUUAUGUUGCCUUCGGUGCACUGGUCGGUCUCCUGGUUUAAUAUUAAACUAACUGACCUCUCCUUUCUUGGCUGCCUAGAUAAGGAACUAAUUUUUGUCUUUUCCCAUGUCAAUUUGUCCAGCCGAGCUCCAACUCUGACCAUUUACUCAGCAUCAUAACUACUACAGCAAGCUGUAGUUGUGAAGCUUAGGAUGCCCCUUUGAACACAAGUUUGGAAAAAUAUCUAUCUACUGUACUGUAAUAGUGUUCCAAAAUUAAAAAUGGUUCUGUCGUGACCGAUUUUAUGAUGCCUCUAGUCUUCCUGGACAAUCAAACUACAUUGUUGACCAGUUUACCAAGUGUUCUACUUAAACUAUAAUUAGCUGACCACCAUAGGCUGAAUGAAGGUACCAGCAUGUACAUAAUGUAAACGGUAAACUUCUUCUUUUUACUUAAAACUAACCUCCGAAUUAAGGGAUGGCCAGCGUGUUUCCAUUAAAGAACCACUGGUUUUGUCUUGAUUUGUGUUAACAGAAUAACUUUGCUGUGGAGGUAUUGUAGAGCAGUAACAUUGCCUCUGUCAUCAAAGUAGUUGAGCAUCCAUCCUUUCUUGCUUUUUGUUGAUAAAUGUACUGUAUUUUAUUUAGGUCAAAUAUCCAUUGUUAAUUUCCGUUUUACUAGCUUCACAUGCUGUUAAUAUUGUAUUGAAAAGACGUCAAAUUAAAUCUUUGUUAAAACUGUC
This is a messenger RNA of Pelobates cultripes (western spadefoot toad), 8786 nucleotides long. The record is from the annotation of a GenBank genome assembly. Lineage: Eukaryota; Metazoa; Chordata; Amphibia; Anura; Pelobatidae.